Molecule: messenger RNA, 3801 nt
Organism: Colletotrichum karsti
Lineage: Eukaryota; Fungi; Ascomycota; Sordariomycetes; Glomerellales; Glomerellaceae
Product: nonsense-mediated mRNA decay protein 1
Exons: 7
Molecular function (GO): helicase activity
Source: RefSeq, a predicted model, not a curated record
CUGGUUCCUUCCUCCUAUCAUCAUCGCGAAAACUUCAAGAUGGACACACCUUCAAUGGGUAGCCCGGCCUGGCUUCUCUCGUUGGGUAACGCUCACAUUGCUGAGUCGGAGCCUACAGCAAACGACCUGGCGCCGGUAUUGCCUUACGCACCACUCGCCACCAACUACAUCACCGCAGACUUCUUUGCCGCUCCGGUGCCUCAGGCGACAUUCAGUCAUCUGGGAACAGACGAUCGCGGAUGUGGCCACCAGAUGGUGCAUUCAUUUCUCAGCAAGGAAGAGUUUGCGCAAGUUCAUCGAGAAGGUUCAAAGAUUGAAAUGCAGAACGAGGAAGCUGGUUACCGUCGAUUCAAUGACACAGCCGCUGAGAGACACGCAUGGGUGAUCUACCCACUGCCGACAUCCACUAGUCUGAUGUCUUCGGAUCUCCAGACUAAGUGGAUCGUUCUGGUGUCGCCCGGGGAGGAGGACGAGGCCUUCCCUGCUGAAGGUGAAGAUUGUUCUGUCGGAAUCCGACACGACUUCGUGGUUAGGGGACAGCACUACAACCCCGGAAUGCUUAAGUCCCAGCGCGUCCCAGUCCCUUUCGAUUUGGAGCAAUACUCGGCCUGCGCGGCGUUUGAGGUUACUCUAGAUUACAUGCGGGACCCCAGGACGAAGAUGCAAUAUCAUCCCUUUGCAUCCAUCGCCAUUCAGAGACAGGACGGCUUUCCGGCUAUUCUGAACCACACCAAUGCUGUCAAAGUUAUUAUUCGGGUAACUCCUCGCCUCCUCACCCAUGAAGUUGAGCUGAGAGCUCUUGAUCGACUUAUGAACGGCAAGAGAGAGAUGUCUCCUCUCGAGAAGAGGGCCAUGGGCACCUUCGACUACAUCCUGGACUUCAGAAAAGAGCCCAAAUUCCGCGUCAAUCUAUUCCAAGAGCUCCCUCAUAUGGAUGACCCUCUCGGAAAUCCCGAGACACCGGAACCCUUGAAGUCCUUUUACAGACAGCUUAACCACGACCACAAGAAGGCCUACGAGCAAUUGCGCAGCAUCCCAGCCGGUCUUCGACUCAUUCUCGGUUGCCCUGGCGCUGGAAAGACGGCUUUGAACGCUUUCAUCGCGACAAUGGCACUCUCUCAAUCCAUCACGGAGGUGGUCAACCAACGGACCGUUAAGAGAACACCAAAGGUACUCUACUUGAUCGACGUCAACGAACCUUGCGAUGAUGCUGCAAACAGGGUGCAUGCAACCUGCAAAGAGGCUGGCUUGAACGUUUUGGUGGUUCGUGUGCGAGGCUGCGCUCGCGAGAUGAGUCGAAGCGCGAAACUUCAUCCAGCCCCCACAACCGACGGCGGGAAGGCUAACACACCUGACUUCUCCCGUGGCUUCCUCAAGCAAGCACAGUUAGCCCAAUGCAUACCUGGGGCGCGACGUGACUUCGACAGAGCGCCUUCUCUGGACGAGGCAGCCUGGGAGCUUUUUGAGGCGAACCCGUCACAGUACAAAGGACUUGAAAAGAUCCUCAAUAAGUUGGUGGUUGACCGUGCCACCAAAACGAGGCGAACAGCCAGCGAGCUCAGAGUCAGAGUUGCGAAGCUCUACUUCGAGGUGAUCAAGAAGGCGGACUUCAUCGCGACCACGCCAGUUGGUGCGUCUGGACAGCUGAGCGAGGACUUCAAGCCCGAUCUCGUGUUCGUGGACGAAGCUGCUCACGCCCGGGAACUUACAUCUCUGAUACCCCUGGCAUUCACUCCGGCUCGAGCCUACAUUUUUACCGGUGAUACAAGACAGACGCGGCCCUUCGUGAAGGGGGCCAGUAUGGUGCCUUCAGAGGUCCGGGAAAAGGGACUUCUCCCCAAUCCCUACGCAAAACAGCUUCGGAUCAGCACCAUGGAGAGGGCAGACCUGGCACAAUCCAUGGAAAGCAAACUUCAGAUCACUCACCGCAUGUAUGGAGAUCUUCACUUGCUCGCAUCUGAUAUCUUCUACGACGGGCUCCUCACCUCUGGAAUGGUCCAAGCCGAACGGUUCUCCCCUGCAGUUCAGCAUGUUCAACGUUGGCUCAGGCAGUUCAUUCCCGACCUAAGCAGUCCAGUUCCUCGAAUCCUGAUCCACCACCAAGGAGCCCAGGAGUGCAUGGACCGCAGAAGCUUCUACAACCCUGUCCACGAGGCUUUCAUCAAACAGCGUUGUCUUGAGCUGCUAUGCGAUGAAAACUUCAAGCGUGUCGAUAAGCCAGAUCAGGCCGGCCGCAUACUCAUCAUCACACCUUACAAGGCUGCUCUAGCUCGCUACAAGCAGUUCACGACAGAACUGCCACCUCACUUUCGUGGUCGACUCGAUGUCGAAAUGCGCCACGAAGCUAUGGAAGCACGGACUGUCGACUCUGCGCAAGGUCAUGAGGCAGACUUUGUCUUCGUGGACACCGUUCGCACAAAGACUGCUGGGUUCCUCAACGACCCUAAGCGCCUAUGCGUUAUGCUCACAAGAUCAAGAAUCGGCGAGAUGAUUCUGAUGCACGAGGGUAUGACGACCAAGAUGACACGGGGUGUCAUGGUUGAUGCGGAAUGGACUCGGAAGUUCUGUAAAACGCCGCUCGUCAGCAGCCCCUCAUCGACAGCGUCGCCGACAGUAACAUACAUCACGGGCGUCCCUCCCGAGUCUCUCACGACCAUCGUGGAGAGCCAAAUUGUCGACGUCACCGUCACCGACCUCGACAACAAAGUCAUCACAGGCGUCUUGAUGGCUACGACGGUCGUCAGGUUGAAGGAUGCGGUGAUCACAACCUCGACGACCUCGGCUUCCGUCACUGGUCCCACGACCAGCGCGGCAUCGCUGACACCAGAUCCCACCCCGCCGGCAAGCAAAGCGUGGAUCGCUGGCCCCGUCAUCGGCGCAGUAUUCCUUGUCCUGCUGCUUCUUGCAGGCUUCUGGUUCAUUCAACGACGGAAGAAGAGAAGGGCGGCGAUACCGACGACCACAACCGACGACGUCGACGAUAAGGAGAAGUACGCGAAGGCUGAGCUCCAUGCAGAGCACACCCCACGGCCUGUUCCUAUGGAGUUGGAAGGCUCCUACCCGGAUCCGGUACCAGAGAUGAGCGUCAAUGAGGUCCCUGCUCAGGAGAUCGGACGCAAAGAUUUCGAACCGACCAGAGUCUCGCUCGUCGAUACCUCUUCUGGGAAAUACUCGAACUGGACCGUCAAGAAAAGCACGAUGACAGACCCGAUCGUGACGGACACGGAUCUGUGGCCUGCCCAACCAACCUCCCGGGCCGCGACUGCUCUCGUCGUCAUCAUCACGCGCCCGACUGCGCAACAGAAGCCCAUUCGAACCAUCACAGCGCCUGGGGUUACAAUCAACAAAGUGUCCACCGGCACGGCUAGAGAGCUAUCGUCGAUUCCGCCGCCCCUGAGCAUAUCCAGUGGGUUUGUGACGGUGACUGUCACCGAGUUGAGGGGUGACGAGAAUGCUUCCACGACGGCGAGCAGCAGCACAAACAUGGCCUGGAUCGCGGGCCCCAUCGUCGGCGGUGUACUUAUCAUGAUACUCCUUCUUGCCGGACUAUGGUUCCUGAGGCGACGGCGCAGAAAGCAAACACUCAGUGAACCAAUCUUUGAGAUCGAGGAGAGCCAUCGGAAUAGAACCCCGGUAAUACGCACAUACUUUCCGAUACAGCCAGCCAUGGAGCUCGAGGGUUGUAGUCCCAAGACCGUUACAGAGAUGAGCGCCGAUGAGAUCUCUCCGCGCGAGCUGUACGUGCCCGGCCGUCGCCCUGUCUACGAGAUGUCAGUGAAGAAUGAGAGACCAAGCACCUGA